This is a messenger RNA of Fibroporia radiculosa, 945 nucleotides long. RefSeq lists its product as uncharacterized. Bases 1 to 945 code for a protein of 314 amino acids. Lineage: Eukaryota; Fungi; Basidiomycota; Agaricomycetes; Polyporales; Fibroporiaceae. The transcript has 4 exons. The record is from RefSeq and is a predicted model, not a curated record.
AUGGCCUCUCUACCUCUUGUCAUCAUCCUUGGAGCUACCGGGCGCACGGGGCAGUCCAUUGCUGAUGCACUUCUGGACAGCGGCAAGUUUAGAGUUGGCGCUAUUACCCGGCCUGGAUCAAUAUCCAAGCCCGAGGUGGAGGCGCUGCGCGCGAAAGGUGUAGAGAUUCGUGCAACGGACCCCAGCUCCGACAGUCUCGAGAAGUUGAAGGAGGCUUUGUCUGGCGCAGAAGUCCUCAUCAGCGCCGUUUCUGCCACCGCAAUCGACGGUCAGAAGACGAUCAUCGCAGCUGCAAAGGAAGUAGGCGUAAAGCGUGUUGUUCCUUGCGACUUCGGGACUCCCGGCAGGCGCGGCGUGCGUGCCCUCCACGACGCGAAAUUGGACAUCCGCGAGUAUGUCCAGAAGCUGGGCAUUGGAUACACGUUCAUCGAUAUCGGCUGGUGGAUGCAGCUCACUGUGACGGGUACCACUGCUCACCCGUCGCUGCUCGGUCCGUGGUCAGAACAGGUAUUCGAUAGUGGGCGCAAGAAACAGCUUCUCACGAAUGUCGACCACGUCGGGCCGUUUGUAGCGAGGAUCGUUGCUGAUCCCCGUACGCUGAAUCACUAUGUGAUCGUCUGGGAGGAAGAAAUGACCUUUACGGAGGCGAAGGAUAUUUCGGAGAGAUAUUCUGGCGAGUGCGAAGCAUUGAGAGCCAAGCGCAAAUUAGUAUCCCGUGAGGAGCUUCUUAAGCUCGCAGAGGAUGGAAAGACGCAGUACGCGAAAACGCAUGACGAUGCAUCACAUGCUACCUGGGCGUAUGCAGAGUACAUGCUCAGCUUGCACUUCAUUGGUGAGAACACGCUCGAGAAUGCCAAAGCUUUGGGGGCAUUAGAUGCGAGAGAACUUUAUCCGGACGCUCAAUUUACCUCGUUUGAGGACUUUUCGAAGAAGUUCUAUGCGUAG